AUGAGCGAUGCCCUUGCUAUCCUUGACGGUGCCGCCGCGUGUGUGUCGGCGUUACUGAUGCCGGAAGAACUCGGGACGUUAAUUCGUUUUCUGCGUGGGGAAUCGUGGGAUGAGGUGCCACCAUCAAAAACAACAUCGUCUUCGUCGGCAUUGUUAUCCACAACGGCCAAAACGGCGACCACAACGACGGCUGCCGUGAGGGAUGGUGAGGAUACUCCGCGGCGCAUUCCAAAUGCUCUGACGGGGUGCUACAAUUACAUUCCAUUGGCAAUUGCGGCGGAGUUGUCACUUCUUUCCAUGUCAUCAUCCGGCGAGAGAUCUGCUCUUGUGCACAAAUUUGAGAGAAACGAAUUUCGUGUGUUUGCCGUUAAUCUUCUGCCGGAGAGUCGUAUGGCCGACUAUUCCUUGCAUCAAAAAGGUGGGAGCAGCAGCGCCAUUGUUCGUCUGAGUUGCAUGGAGGCGGUGCGGGCCUGGUGUGACGCCGUGUAUGCUGAGAAGGAUGGAGUUUCUUCCCGAAGCCCAGUCAUGGCUGCCAAACGUCACCGGCGCGAGGAAACCGCUUCAACCGCGGAUGUGCCGUCACUAUCAUCCAUAUCGAAGGGUAAAUUCAAGUCAGGGCCAAUUAAGCGGCGGGCUCUUUUUAUUUUGAGCUGCUGCGCGAAUGAAAGCGCCGCACGUCGCGGUGACAUAAAUCGAUCCCGACGUUCAUGUGAUUCGUUGAUGAAGUUUCUCCAUGAAAUCAGCGCCAUUGCGGCGUUGUGUCGCGCCAGAGAAGCCACACACGGGGCUCGUAUCGAAUUUUCCGUCUUGCUGCUUCCAGACGACCUCGCGUACGGCGGCGCCCUCCUGGAAGAAGCCCUGCGGGAGCCACUCUGUCGUGAGUUCUGCGUGCAGCUUUUUCAUGGUUCCAUCACCGGCGUGACCCGUCACGACGAUGCGGAGGCGACGGCGUUCAUUCGUCGUCUUGAGACUUGGAUGAAUGUGCCGACGGCCCCUCCACGCACCACUGAGGCCAACACUCACGCCGAUGGGAAAACAGAAAGGGUGACGGAAGAAAAACAGCGGCACUCACAACAGCAGGAUCAACCGCAGCAGCAGCAGCAGCAGGCCGCUGCAGCACAUGUGGAACUGGCAGAUAAGACACGGCAGCGGGAGUCAAGUUUUUUCUUUGUGCGUCGGGAAAAUCUACCGCUCUGUUGUUUUUUGCGAGAGGCACUUCGUCGUUUCCCUGUCAUCUUGCAUCCGAUGGCGCUCCGGCUGCUUCAGGCGUUGUGGGCGACACGGCGUCAACUUGGUGACGUUGUAACAGGUCUCCAUGCGCUGCUAUGCCCCUUUGCCCAUUCCGCGUCCGCGCGUGAUCGUUGUGCCUCUUCCCCCUUCUCCGUGCGGUUGUUUUCCGCAGGGGCAUCGACGACGAAUACCACUGCAAACAAGAGAAACAGGGGUGAUGGUAUGUCUCGUCAUGUAGACACAGUAGAUAUUCUCAACGCCAUUCUUGCCGCAGCGGGACAGUUGGCUGAUGGACAAUUGUUGAAUGAGGCGGUAGCAUUCGCUGUGUUGUACGAGGAUAUUGUGUGGAAGCGGUCGAUGCGUCUGCAGCGUAUACCGGGUGUUGUGUCGGUGUUAGAGCAACUGUGGCGGAGGUGGGGCAAUGAUACAGACAUGAUCUUCCAAGAGGCAUUGGCAUUAUGCGUGCCGGUGUACACACCCAGCAGUACGCUUCAGAAUGAGUCGUAUCAGAAUGCGCAGGAAAAUGUUGCGGAGGAUACAAGGGCAGUUGUUGCAAUACCCGCGGCGAUGCGGGCGCCUGCGGCGAAGAUGCCGCUUGGAGCCGAGUUGAUGCACUCUGCCCUGCUUGCCGUAUUACCGCCAGAGGAAUCAUUAGAGGAGUUGAAGGGUGUAGUGGGCCAAGACGGUGGCCAUGGAUGCCCGAGCUGGUUAAAGGGCGAGAAUUGUCAUGACAAGAGCGGUGCGAUAGCGAUGCGGGAGUUUUCAUUGUCUGAGAACAAUUUUUUUAACCCGUCCAUUCCGGACUCUGUGCGUCUGUUGCAUCUCCUGACCUCCCAUGCGUUGGGGCAGGGGAACUCCAGACAGAAGUACGUUUCAUUUGAGGUGCUGCAGCGAAUCUGUCAGAUCUCCGACGAGGCGCUCGUGCGGGCAUUGAAGGAGCUGCAGCUUGCGGGGAUGGUUAAAUUGAACGGGCGUGAGUUCAAGGCAAGAGUGGUUCUGGACAACAGUUAA
Messenger RNA from Trypanosoma cruzi, 2241 nucleotides. RefSeq lists its product as uncharacterized. The transcript has a single exon. The record is from RefSeq and is a predicted model, not a curated record. Lineage: Eukaryota; Euglenozoa; Kinetoplastea; Trypanosomatida; Trypanosomatidae. The coding region runs from base 1 to 2241 and encodes 746 amino acids.